GACGGCGUUACUCGGCUGCUAUUUGUGUUUACGUAGUAUGGCGCACAUGUAGCGAAAAUGUUAAGAUGGAUUUCGACUCCCUGCUAGCCGAAUUGAGAUCUGCUGCAGACGACUUUAAGCAAAACCCAGCAGAUAAAAGCUUAUCUACUUCACUGUUUUGCCAGAGAGCAUGCAAGGCCAUUGACAAGGUGAAGGCAGAAGCUGAUACUUUUGAAAACCAGGUUAUUGGACUCUGGGUGAUUGUUGGCUAUAUCAAUGAGCUUAUUGUCCAGUUUGUAGAUGGACCAUUCUUGACUGAACUCUCCAACAAGCUAUUUCAACAAUGUGCACGAACAGUGCUGGACAUACAGUGGCAACAGCUGGACGAAGAUACCCCCAGCCGCCAGAAUUUCCAGGCAUCACUUGCAUCAUGUCACGACCAGAUGGUGCCACGUGGCUAUACCCGGUUUGGCCUGCUACAGUCACUAAUGGACCAACCCUGGACAGAGCCUACACUCUCACUGGUCAUGGGAAGUGAAGAAGACAAUGAAGAAGAAGAAGGACUUACAUACAUCAAGGGACAGGACCCAGAGAUCCUGAAACUGCGUGUUGAGUUGAUGCUUCAGGAAAACUGUGAUGAGUUUGCCCUUAAUCUUUGUACCUGGUGCCUCAAGCACCCUGCACUUGAGAAUGAUCUGUCCUUGCGGUGCAUUCAGGUGACUCUGCUUCAUCGCCUUGGCAAUGAAGACAGACUGCAAGAAGAGUGUCAGAAAAUAGGGGUGGAGGACAGCAUAAGGCUAAUAAUCAGCCUACAGGAAAAAGAAGAGGCUCGUGAACUGUGCACAGUGCUGGCUCAGACGGUACUUGUCCAGAACUGGAUCAAGCCUUCUAACCAUCAGAGCAAACAGAAGCUACUUCAUUUGUGGAUACAGCAGCAAUAUCAGGUGGACCGUGACCAUGAUAACUUCAUCACCAGUUUGUGGGCAGUGGCUAAACUAUCACCAUCCACUGAGCAGCUGCUUCACAUUAUUGAUGCUGUGAAAGAGCAGUGUGGCGAUGAAUUCAUCCAGUUUUACACAGACCUGUGUGUUUUUGCGCUGAAUGUGGACAAAGUUUAUUGGGAAAAAUUAGUCAAGGAAGGUGCAGCCACUGGUGAAGAGGCUAUGGCUCGUAAACGAGACAUGGCAAAGGUCUGCCAAAAACUAGCUACUAUUGUGGCUAAGGCAUCACCAAAAAUCUCUUUUUGCUGUGCUCUGACAGCCUUUGCACUCCACCCAUCAGAAGAUCUUCUGCAAGCAUUGUGUGAAUCCCAUGCUCGCAAAUCUCAUGCUGGUCCCACAGCCUCACAGAACUCUGUCACUGUAAAAGAAGAGGAGGUUAAUAUUGCAACACUGUAUGAGGUGGAACGACUUUGUGGCAUUUUGAGGCCAGCAUAUCUGAGUCCAGACAAUGAUUUCUCCAAUCUGUUUGCCAUGUGCAAACAGUACUUAAGAAAGGAGUCAGGCGAGGCUUCCAGACUGGGGCUGCCAGCACUUAUGCGAAGUCAGAAGAUAACUACCAAGUCAAUUCCAGCAUCGUCAUCAGAUGUAUCAGUUCAAAACAGAAACAACUUAAUGAGCAGUCUCUCUGCUGCAGGAAGACAGAUGCGAGAAAAUUUGUUGUUGCAGUCUGCAGGCAAUAUAGCAUUAACUCAAAAUAUUUCUGCAAAACCCAUGCAAAGCUUGGCCAUUUGUCAUCCAGCAGGUGUUGUUCAGGCACAGACAGUAAAACCCACAUCCUUGCAACAGCUUCAUCAGACUGUGCAGGCCAAGCCCCUGCUGACAACAUUGGUAAAGCCACAGCCGGCAGGUCAGACAUCACUGCAGGUGGCUAGCCGCCCAGUGACCUCAGUGGAGGUGAAUUUGGUGCAGCAGAUGGUGACAAAGCAGCUGUCACCAGACGUGAUUCAAACCCUGCUGCAGCUGGUGCAGUCUGGACAAAUUAGUUCUCAGCAGCUUUUACAGGUGUUGUCACACCCUGGUAUUUCUGCACAGACUCUACAUAAUUUGGUUCUUGGGGCUGGCAGUCAGCAAGGCUCAGGGCAAAAACUUGCAUCUCAGCAACAGCUGCAAACUCAGGCACCACAGAAGCCACCACAAAUGCAGCAGAUGCAGCUUCAACAGCAGCAGCAACAACAGCUUCAGCAACAGCAGCAGUUACAGCUACAGCAACAGAAAUUGCCAAAGCAGCUGUCACAGCUUCAGCUUCCCAAGAGCCAGGACCCACCCAAAGUGGGACAUACUUUUGUGCUGCAGUCCACAAUACAGCCUCAGCAAAACGUGGUGCAGCAACAGAGCAUGCCAAAGACACUGAAAAUAGAACAGCAUCAAGUGCAGCAGGCCACCGGCCUGGCCCACACCACCCUGCGACCCAGAAUCAUCAGUGGCCAGGUGGUUGUGCAACCAUUGCCUGGCACGCAGAGGCCAGAGAUUGUACAGCAGCCCAAGGUGCAGCAGCUACAGCUGCCACAGCACUUCCUGACAGGUGUACAGCAGAUUCGCCCCACUCUCACUUCCAAUGCCAGCAUCUCGACCUUGAGGGUGACUAAUGGUGGGCAGAUCCAGCCCAUGCACCUGAUGACACUUCAGCAGGCAGGAGCACAGGCUCUGAGUGAGCAGCACAAGGCCACACCUCAGCUUGUACUGCACAACACCUCACAUGUCAUCACUCACAUGUCAGGGGGAACAAUCACAGCCAUCAGAGAGCCUCAGCAAGUGGUACACCUUCAAUCAGCAGCUACUGAAGUUAAUGGAAGCAGUAUGGCUGUUACAUCACUUCAGCCAUCAGUUCUGACGCCACAGAUGAAAACCUCUGGUGCUGCUCCACAGGGUGUGGUUACAGUCUCAGCCACUGUGGCACCUCCAAGCACUACCAGCUACAGUACCGAUGGAAAUCGUCAUUACUUAAUCAACAAUCUUCUGUUCACAGGAGAAACUCAGAAUAGUACUUUGUCUAUAGCUCUUCCUGACACUCUACCAGAGAUCUCUGUUGACAGUGUGUCGGACACCCUGCGUGCUCUGGGGGAUCCCUCUGCUAGCAGCCAACCAAGAGGAUCCAAGGUAUCAGCUUCACAAGUCAUGGUGGGCACUGCAGGUGUGGCUGCAUCUGGGCAGCAGCAACCAUCACAAGCUCAGGCACUUCCAUCAAUUGCCACUCUCUUUGCACCUAAUCGUCCGCCCCAAACAUUUCCCGCUCCUGCAGUUCUGAACAGUGAGGAUAAUGUCCUGAAAACAACAGUACCUGUUACAAUAGCUGCCAGCAGCCCUAUAGCAAUGGUAAGGGUGCAGAAAAAGACUGGAAGCGACAGGUCACCUGGUAAAGGCAACAAGAGGGAUAAAGAGAGUGACACCAAGGCAAGCCAACUGUCUAAAGAGGACUUGACGAAGUUACUGAGACAGGCCAUGACCCUCAAUAUGGACAAAAAGCAAGAAAGCAACACUGCCAUGGGGCCGUCCCACUAUCUGCAUCUGCCUGGGCAUCAAGUGACUUUGACAUCACAGGCAAAGACAGGUGUGAACACUGUUCAUGUCCAGCCCCAGCCUGCUUCACAACUUCAUUUGCAUGUACAAGCUAAUCUGCAACCCAAGACAGCAAGCCAAACACAGGAGCUGUUGAGACUGCAGGCAGUACCAUCAUCUGCUUGCCCAGGACCAGGUUUUAACAACAGCAACACCCAGCAACAGCGUGCCAACAUAGUUCUGCAGUCCCAGGUUCUCCAACAGUCUCACAGUUACGGCACCAGGCCAGGACCUCUUCCCAGCAGCAUCUCGCAUCUCCAAACCUCAUUGCAGAACACUGUGCCUAGGCUUCAGACCACUGUUGUUCUUUCUUCUGCUAGUUCAAGAGUAGGACCUUCAGGGGCAGCUCCAGAUACUACGGAGCCAAGUCGUGUCAGCAGUUCUGAGGUGACUUUAGUCCCAGGUUCCAUUCAGUCUGUGCCUUUUGAUUCACAGGCUGGGCAUGUACCCAUCAGUGUUAAUGUCACUGCCUCCAGCCAUCUCCUCCCUUCGCCUAAAGUUGAGCUGUUGAUGGUAGAGCAUCCUACGACACACAACAUAACUAAAACCUUGCCCUCAUACCCUGGUUACACCAGUACCUUGAGUGCUGCACCAAUAGUAACGGUCUCAAAAGUUUCUGCUGCAUUUCCUCCAUCCUCCACCUCCAGUGUGCAUGUGCUGACCUCUGUGUCAGCUGGCAACAAUCAGUUAUUACAUGAGAAGACACAGAGUACCUUCAACAUAGAUUCUUCAACACCGAUGACUGCAACUGGUUCUGCUGAGACCAUGCCAAAGACAUGUCUCAACCAGGAAUACCCUGAUUUACCAAAAGAGUCACAGCAGCAGAUUAUUCAGUCUGCCAUAGGCACUGCUGCAAAUGAGGAAGCAGUUACCAAACAGGUGGAUUCAGAAGGGGCUCCCUCUAGUACAAUAGAGCAGGGGGGCAUUGUAGUUGAUAACAGAAGUGGCGAGUCAUCCAUUGCAACCUACCGUUGCAUCAUCUGUUCCAAAGCGUUCAUGACACUGGAUGCCCUUCGCAUUCACGUGAAGCAGAUCUGCCGACCAGGCAUGCACCAGCCAUCUCUGGGUGACCGCAUGGCCCUCAACAAAGCCCAAGCUUUGGAAGCAGGGCUUGAAACCAGCACAGUCUUCCAGUGUAUGAGAUGCUAUGAGCUGUGUAUCAGUGAGUCAGGUAUUCGUGAACACAAGCUAGUCUGCAGCAAAGCCCCCAAGCCCAAAUCAAAGCCAAAGUCUCGAUCCAAGCCAAAAUCACCUAAAGUGUUGUCUGAAGAAGAGCAGGCUACUGAAGCCAAAGUUUUAGAGUUGCUGAACAAAUGCCUAGGGGAGAAUAGGGAAAAACUUCUGAACAGUGAGGCUUCAAGUCCCAAGAAAAAGCAGGGAGGAGACCAAGAAGGCUCAGAAGAUAAUGAAGCAAAGAGGAAGAAGAAAUUGUCAAAAAAGAAAUUCUCUGUCCCAACAGAAGAAAAGGCAGAAGAACAGGCUGAAAAUGCUGAUGGGGCUCAGGCGGCAGAGGCUAAUCUUAAGCCAAAGAAACCAAAGAAAAAACCUGAGCAGGGUGAAGGAAGAGAAGAGUCUGCAUCGCUUGCAGAUUCAGGUAAAGGAUUGUUAGAGAACAGAGCCAUUGACUCGAGUCUGCCCCAAACAGAGACUCCUAAACCAAAGCCCAAAAGAAAAUACUAUCCAAAAAAGAAGACAGCAUCUGCCAAUCCUUCACCUGCUGAAGGAGAAGCUAAAGUCUCAGAUAAACUCUCUUUAGAUAAUGAAGGGAAAGAAACGGAGAAAAAAAAGAGUUCCCGUAAGCCAAAACCGCCAGCUAAUCAAAAGCCUAGGUACAAGGAGGUGUCUGGGUCUUGUGGAAGAAGUUUUUACAAGUGUUUGAAUUGUGGGCAGACACUAUGUUCUCUAGAAAACUUUGCAGAUCACUGGACAGAGUGUAUUGCAAAGAAUCCACCUCCUCCACCAAAACCUCGCAGAACCUCCAAAGACAGGAAGGUGCUUCUGCCCAGAGCUCAUAUUGAUCCUGCAGGAAAAGCAUUGAAUGAAGAGAAAAAGGACACUGGGAUGUCAUUGACAUCAAACUUGCCAAACGAGUUGGAUAAUGCCUGUAAGUCUACAUUGAUCACAACAGAUGAUCAUGAGAACACUGAUUUAAAACAAGUGUUUCCAAUGAGAAACCUUACUGAAACAGAUGAUAACCUGGCAUCACAUUAUGUCAAAGACUCUUUUAAGUUGUCUGCAGCAGAAAUGGGAUCAUUUCAAAAAGUAUCUCGUAGGGGCAGUUGUGAUCUUCAGAAAAUCUUUGGAGACACACCUGUGGUUGUUGCACCUGAUGACAUGGAGGUAGUGAGCGAAUUAAAUGUGGAGACAACCACUGAAAUUCAGGAGAACUAUCCACAGGUGAAAGAUCCUGUUGUCUUAUUAGAAAAAGUUGAUCUGCCCGAAAGACUGCAAUGUGUCAACAUCAAAGUAAAAUUUGGCAGUGAUGAGAUGGAAAGCUUUGAAAGCACAGCCUUUACAGAGAGCAGCAAUGACACUUUAGAGUUCCCAUUGCCAAAACAUACCAAAAAACAAGUCCAUGGGCAGUUAAGAGCACCCAUAAGGAAAAAAUUGAGCAAAUGGAGUGAACAGUUUUCUCGUAAAAAAAACUGCAACCUAAAAGGCAGCAAAAGUUGGCUUAAGGUAGAUUCUUCCCAUUCCAAAUUUAACAGUGCCUGCAUCAAAGCAAAUAGCAUUCGCAAAGCUGCAGUGCGUCUUCCCAAGACUUCCAAGUCAUCAGAGUCAUAUUGUAGCUUGUGUCAGAAAAACUUUCACAAAAAACAGAUUUUGAUCCAGCACUUUGCAAGUAAGCAUCUACAUCCAUAUACUGUAAAAAAAAUGGGCGAUACAUCCUCCUAUUUCUGUCACCUGUGCCAGAGGAUUUUCUCUCAGUUUUCCCUUUAUUUGAGUCAUGUGCCUAACCACUCACAGGCCAUUUUAAAGAAAAUUCAGGACAUGAGUUCAGAAGAGGCUGUAAUUUCACCUGGGAGAAGCCGAAGGAUUGCCUGCCAGAGGGGUGUUCUUGGACAGAGCUCAUCAAGGCAUGGUCGUACAAGCCCUCGGAACACCGCUCACUCAGAGACGUUGAAUUCAGAUUCAGUACUAAGAGAUGUGCAUAAAUCUACAUCUAAGAGUUCCAAUUCAGAUGCAUCAGAUUGUUCUUCAGAUGUUUCCUUAUCCACAUCUUCUCAGAGCAAGUCUAAUAAAAAGUUAGCUAGAGCUGCCCAGAAGCAGGCCCUUAGCAAAAUUUACAUUGGGACUUUAGGUAUUUAUAGUCAAGGGGAAGUAUUUCAGGAGUACAGCAAGCGAAAAGCUUCAGCUGAUGAUCUUGAGUUCGAUAGCAGCUCAAAUUCCAAAACAUUGAAAAGGAAGAAAAAAGAGACUGCAUACGAUUCAAAUAGAGGUGUUGAGACCUCAGAUGGUGAUGGAGGCGAAAUCCCAAGUGGUGAUGAUAUGGAUGACUUAUGGGAACCAGUGGACUCAGGUUCAAACUUAACAGAACGCAGCUGCAAAGUACUCUCAGAAGCUAGUGUUGGUGAUGAAAAGUCCAACAUAUUUCACAUUGCUCCUGAAAUGAAGGAUGAGGAACAGGGAUUAAAACCUUUGCCUGGUGCAAGUAUCACAAGCUUGCCGCCUUCUUCCAUCACCUCACCUGUUUCUUCUCCAACCUCAGGAUCAACUAAAAAGCCAACAUUCCUCGACUCAUACAUGAGUUACAUCAGUAGAAGAAGUCCAGAAGAGCCUUUACCUUUAAACCGCUGUAGAAAGAGGUAUGCAAGUGCUGGAAAUAGGCAAGAGGAGCCAACGGCCAUUUCAAUUACUCAGAGGCGGAGCAGUUACGAAGUGCAUCAGCUUCCAAGCACAUCACGAGCAGUUUCACCGAGAACCACUUCUUUGCGAACUUGUCAGGUUCAGUUGCAGAAAGUACCUGGCCAACCCUUGAAUCCUGGCGGUACAGGUGUUUUGGGGAAGAAUUCGUACUCCAGUAUAGAUCUGAGAAAAGUGUACUACAUUGGCAAUCUGGAGCAGCAACUCAUUCAAAAGUGCAGCGUCAACCUUGGGAUCAGAAUGAACCCGAGUGAAAUAGAACGACUAUCCAAGCCCUCUUCAGACGGCGCUUCCCAGACACAGGUUGACAAAGACUUUAGGAUUACUCAGCGAGAACUGUUGAUGUCAAAACCAGUAAUUAUGCUAGAAAAGCUUAACAUGCAAGACAAAGCAGCAAAAAGUGCCACAAAGGAUUCUGCAGAAAACAUGCCAUUAAAAACAAAUUCAGAAGUGGAAUCGCUUAUCUCUGGGGAUAACCAUGACCUUGAAGACUCUUGCAAACAGACUAAAAUCCAGGUGAAUGUUAAUGUUGGACUUUUCACAGAUGUGUCAUCAGAACUGGUGAGCAGACCUGUCUUGUUGAGCCAGAAUAGCAACUUAGAAGACCAGUCACCAAAAGCUGCUGUUUUUCUAGCAUCAUCCUGUCUCUCAAAUAAAUUUCAUGCAGAAGACACAGUAACUACAUCCCUGGUUACCCAAAAGGAGGUAAAAGCAUCAGUUGACAAUCAGAUAGAUAUGGUUCAAGGAGUGGCAUCCCUUGAAACUAAAUCAGAGAACACAGAGCAACAGCUAGGUUUCCUUGCACCUAGAAUUUAUUCAAGCGGUAGAAAGGAUGCACCAGGCCUGUCUCUAAUUCCAGAAGAUUACCCAGAACCAGUUCUGCCUGCCGAAACUAAUCCAGAUCAUGAAGUUUUAACACAUGGUGCUUCAGAAUCAUUCUCAGUUAUUGAUCGAAACAAGGAGGAAUACUUGUCUAAGACUUCAGAAGUGACAAAAAAGGAGGACAUAGUGGAGGAAAGUAAACCAGUUUGCACUGAGGAAGUAGCAAAAGGUACCUGGGACAUGAACAAAAUUGUUUUAGAAAGCUCAUUAGUGUCUGAUCACGAUCAAAACCUCACGGUAAUGGGAGCACAAGAUGCCCUGAAGAUAAACAAGGAGGUUAAUGAUUUGUGCUCAGCAGAGCUGAGUUCUCUGUCAGUGGUAUCAAGUGUGGUUUCUGGUUUCCCAGAUAUGUUGGAUGCAACAGCAUCAGCAGAUACUCAUAUUGCUGUAGGUUAUAACAACAGUGAACUAAAUUGUGUGGAACAUGGGAACAGUCAUAAAAAUGAAACCCAUCAGAAAUCUUACAACACAUUGCCAAGCAAUAAAAAUCAGCUGGCUCUACCUGCAUCUUGCGUUUCUGCCAUUCCUAGCUUUUCAAACACACCUGAGUCUCCAAAUGUACAUGAGGAUGUUGUCAGAAUGGUGGACAGGGACGAUGCAAAGGUAGAUGAUGUUUACUUUGAUGCAACGUCAGAGGCAUCUAACAGUCUUUCCUCACAAAUAGCAGAGCAGGUUCAGCCUGUCAUUGUGGUCUGUCCCGAUAGUCCAGCACCUUCAGACUGUGUGGAUGUUUCAUCAGAGGCAACUGAUGGCAUCCAAUUCAUCACUGAAAGAAAUGCAAAGCUAGUGGCUGACCAAAAGGUUAGUUUAGAACUACAUGUUUCUUUUGUUUCACACAAUGAUGCCUCACAGUUAGAUGGCAGUUUAAAGCAAGGGAGAGCACCCAGUAAUGAGUUUCUAGUGAGUGUUGCAGAGGACCAGACUGUGAUGGACACCUUAGAAGGACAAGAUCCAGCCGUGUCCGUGGGAAAUAUUGGAGAGUUUUCACUAGUGUCAUAUUCUGACUCAGAAGAAGAAUCUGAAAAUGGCAGUAAGCAUUCUGCAGAUCAAAAUAGCAUGCAGGUUUUUAGCAAACUGACAUCCUGCAAGAAAAAAAUAUUUGAUACAAAGACUCCGGUCAUUAACCCAUCCAACUCAGAGGGCCUAGGCUUAGAAGCAUCAAAAAUCACAGCUUUGUGUAAAAAUAAUGAAGAUUUUCCAAAAAUAAUUGACUCCACUGUUCAGCUGUUCUCUUCUGGCAAAGAGCAGUACAUAUGUGAACCAGUGUUACAGUCUGAUUCCACCCCUGUUGGGACAGAUUCCUUGUGUGUAUCAGAAUCUGAACCUUGUGCUGGUAGUGAUCAAAAAGCUGAGAGUUUGGAAGCAGAGGUAAGUUGCAUGGAUGUGACAGUUGAGAAUUUAGUCCACUCAGAGCAUCCAGGCAUCAUGACCGAUGCAUUGACAAAAGUGAGUAGUGCUCAGCCAGACUGUUUGCCUGACCUAGAAGCAGAGAAAGUGGAAGAGCUGAAAACAGUUGAGGAUGACCUGUUAUCAGAUGUUGAAGGUCAUCCUGCAAAACUUGAAAUGCUGCAUAACCCCAUGCAGCCCAGAGAGAGUGAAGAUCUUGGAAAUAUUGAAUCUGGCACUCCAGCCUUGAGUUACAAACCUGGUUUGAACACAAACAGGAAUGCUGACACAGCUGAUCGUUUUCCAGAGGAUGUGUCUGAUAAACAAGAUGCAAGCAAGAACAGCAUCUCUCAGCUUGUGCCAACUGUUUUAAGGGAAUGUAGUGAUGCGCAACACUGCGUAGCAGAACAACCAGACACAGGACUGGGCACUGAUGUAAGUCCUUCACUUGGCUAUAUAGUGCAGCAAGCAGUGAAAGUCUCUGAAGGUGAGGAACAACCAGGCAACAAGAUUGACACUGCUCUGUGCUCAGGCAGCACAGACAAUGCUGUUGAGAUGGAACAAUUUGUUGUCUUCGACUUCCAAACAACUGAAGAUAAGGUAAAAGAUUCCACUAGUCAUGUAGCAGUGCUUGCAAAUACAGUGACUUCCUCUUUAGGAUCAGGAUCUGUUUUUUUGAAGACACCAGAAAUCCAGACAAAUGUAAGCAUUGGUGGAAAAGAGUGCAAAAUGUCGGCUAUUACAGAUAGAUUUUCAGGAAAGUAUUCCACAGACUUGGAAUUUAGAAAGCUAGAUGUAGAAGAUGAUGCACCAGAAAAGAGCACAGUAUCAAAGGUAGCUGUAAAUUCUGAAACUGAAAUCCAUGAAGGUGUUGAGAGAGCUGACUGUAGAUAUGACAUUGCAGAGGUUGAUAAUAACAUAACUCCGAAGACUGAUGAAAAGCCUCACAGUUUAUCUGUAGAACACUUUGUUCAUGGGAAAUCUAAAUGGACGUCUCCUUCCGAAACUUUGUCAGAUGUGGAUGACAAGACUUUCAUGUCUUUAGAUGCAAAAAUGCCUGACAACCAGCAAAGUAAAUUAGUUACAACAUUUUUGAACAAGUUUUCUUAUCAGCAAGAAAAGCAAGCUGAGAGAGAGGUCUGCGAUGACAACAACCAGGAGUCUUGUAGAUUUGAGAUGUCAAGGUCUAGUGACAGGAAAGACGUGAUGGAGGCAAGCAAUAAGAGUGAGGCAGCUUCAGCUGCUGGCAUUGAGAAAGACAGGAAUUAUGACAGUGAACUGCAUAAAGCAGGUGAUCAUGUCAGACUUCUAAGUGAAAUUCAGCAUUCCUCUUAUCCCUGUGAACUUGGAGGGAUGCCUGUGGACCAGUCAGUGUACUUUGAGAACCCUACUUCUACUAACAGUCUACUAAAUAAGAGCCCUGUGGUGUCUGCUUCCUCUGACCAGAGCCCUACUGAUUCAAAAUCAGAUAAUGAUUUAUGUAAGUCAUGUGGAGAGAUCGGUAACUCUGUUUCAGUGGAGUCUUUAGGAAAUGGCGACUCUUCUUCCUUGGGCAUACAUGAUGGUGCCACAGCAUCAGGUGAGAUUAACUCUCAGACAUCAAACGAAACAAAAGAUUACCACAUCACAAGCCAAACAUAUGAUGCUUCAGUAUCAGGAAUGUUUGUACCUGAAAUGAGUGAAACUGCACUUUCUGGUGUGUGCCAGGAACUGGCAGAACCACACAAAGAGACUGGCAAGCCUUCUUCUGAUGGCUUAAGUGGUAAUGUCACAGAUUUGGAUGAGGUUAUUUCCAUACCAGCUGUGGAAAGUCAAGACUUUUCCCUUUGCCCAAACCUUGAUGUUGGCAAAUCAAGGGAGGCUACAGCUGUUUCAGGUGACAAGCUGAGCAUUAGUGCAGAAUCAAAUAGCCAAAUCUCUCUGUCAUGUCAAGAAGAAAGAAAUCUCCUAUCUUCUAGCCAAAGCCAUCACAGCAUACUUAGUGGCAGCACAGUGUCUGAGAUUUCUGGAGAUAAGUUUACAUUGAUGGAAACGUGCUCAGGUUUUUCUACACCGACACAUGAAAAUAUCUUAGUGUCAGAUAAAAAUGCUUCUUUCUGUGGCAUUAUGUCACUUCCUGACCAUUUGUCAGCAUCAGAUGUAUAUAGCAAAGCUACUGAUUUUACAGAAAGCCAUUCUGCCAUGGGGUCAACUGGGAACAUUCUUAAUCCAGGUGAGACUGAAACUGCUGUCAAAGAUCUCAACAGUCAGCUUGUGAUGUCAGAUAGAAUUUUGUCUGAAUCAGAUGAGGAAGUCAAACACCUGAUUUUCACAGACUCUGAUUAUGAACAGGCAAUAUCCGAUGAAGAGGAGAAAGCUCCUGUUGCCACAGUGAUGCAUGAUCUUCUCAUGGCCAAACCCAGUGAAGUGACUAAAGAACCUGACAUGAAGGGUGAGAUAUUAACUAGGUGUUGCAGCAAUCUUGAAGACCUUGCCUUGGCUUGCCACAGCUGUCGUCUUCGUGCUGAAUCUACAAGUGACAAAGUUUCCAUGUCACAAAAAGAAUUUAACGAUUUUGCCUCCUCCAGUUUAAGUACAAGCAGUAGUACAACCAGUUUGCUUACAACAGUAGAAGGAGCAUCAUCAGUGGAACUGUGCACAGAGUUUGAUGGUGCUGUAAAUCAGCUGAAACAUGUAGAUGAACAAGAGAUAGCAGAAGACUCUGAUUUGCAACACACUCAGCACACCCACAGACUGAGGGAUUCUCAGAGACAAGCACUGUACAUAACUUCAACAAACAGCCAGGAAGUGAGAAAAGAUCAUUCACGUUCACAAAUAGCAUCCACAUCAGGAAGGGUACUUCGGAGUGCUUCUGCUGCAAAUUUGACUCGAACAAAAGACACAGCAAAGACAGUUCCUGACGACAAAGGUGCAAAAAAGCUUGUCAGAACAUCAGCUUCAGCAACACCUGCAUUAGCUGACACAAAGAAGUUGGGAGCUCACUGCAGUCUAGGCAGUUCCAAAACAUCACCAAAUCAUUCAUCGUCAAGUCCUGAAGGUUCUCCCAAACAUAUGAUUCGGAAUCAGGCUGCAGCUAACAUGCAGAAAAGAAAACAGACAGAAGAUUCACCUGAGCAGGACCCAGACAGUCAGCUCCCUGAACUGUGCAUUGUCACGGAACCCAGGCAGCGAAGGCCAACCUUUAAGUCAAACAUUGCAGAAGCAACCACUCCUACACACUGCACAGUGUCAGGAGAGAGUAAGCUCAGCGUGCAACCCAGUGAUGAUACAAACACUGUCGUUUCCACCGUAAUGAGUGCCCAUGAAGUGAAGAUUAACAUGCUUCAAAGCGGCAACAAAAAGCAGAGGUCAGACAUGUCCCAGGUAUCAAAGACUUACACCGUUGCCAAGACCCAGAAGGUUGAGCUGGACCCCUGCAAUGUGGCAGAGACAGAAGAGUCUAGAAAACCACUAAAAGGGGUGAGGUCAUUGCGACAGCUUAUUCAUCCUGAGCCAUUUGUGUGGGAAAUGGAUGACAUUGAGGAUCCCAGCAAGCAAGCUCGAAAUGAGCGGUCACGGAGAGCCUUCAGGAAGCAAGUCAGUGUAGCACCUUUCACUUGGGACAUGGAUGAGGCAGAGCAGGAUGGUUCCUAUGGCAGCAUGAAACAUACGAACACUGGACGAGGAAAGGCAGGCCCAGAUGCCAGUGAAUAUAGGCAGGAGGGAAAAAGCAUAUCAUCUAGAUCUGCACAAGAAACUGAAAGAAUGAUCUCUGUUUCAAAAUCACAACUCAAACAGUCGUCAGGAUUUACCACACAGUCCGCAUCUUCUAAGGAGCAAGAUGCUCAUUCAGAUUUAGCAAUAGAGAAGAACCUUUCCAGAAACCUUGCCUCCAAGAAAAAAGGAAUUCCAUUAUCUUCAUCAGCAUCCAUAACUGAACAGUCACUUUCCAGUGUAAGCCAUACAGAGAUAAAGCAGAAACAUUUGGUGACCACAGAACAGUUGGUUCCAAACAAGAGACAAGCUGUUCUCAAACCAAAACCAGGAAACUUUGAUUCACUGACAAAAGCUGAGUUGGAUGAGUCCAACAGAUUAAGAUCUGCAAUCACUCCGAUAAGGAAAGGUUCUUUGGAGACCCAUUCCAGCAUGAGUGUAUGUGACAAUGUGUUAGAGACUGUGCCAUCAAGAGAAUGUAGCAAAAUCAAAGAGAGUGAAGAGCUGAAAGGACAGCCCAACACGAGAUCGAUGCGUAAACGCAAGCUUUCAGGUACUUCAGAAAUAAAGAGCAGCUCUUCUCCUCCUAAGAGACCGGCAGAAGGGGAAGGAAAACAGAGGAUGAAAUUAGAAGAUGCAGAGGAAGGGAACAGAAAAGUUGCAUCUCAGGAAGUAGACUCUUCAGGCUGUGCCAAGUCACUCAGGAGUAAAGAUAGCUCUCCCAGCACAGACAGUCGCACAAGGGUGCACAGUAGAAACAGCAUGGUUGAAGGCCCUGUAUCUGGUGAUAGCAUCCAGGAGAAAGAUAUUUCCCAUGUAGCUGAUACUGGCAGCAGCAACAGGACAAUGCAGACCAGAGGUGCAGCAACACAUUCAGAAAUCAGAAGUGUUGUGAAGUCCCUGCGCAGCAAAGAAGUGGUAGCAGAUGUCCAUGCAUGCUCCAGCGCAAAAGUAGGUCAUAGUACCUCACACACUUUUGAUGCAGAUCCUGUCAAAGGGAAAUUACUGAGCAGCAAAGAAAACAGUGCAGAUCAAGACUCUCAAAGCAGCAUCAGGUUGCUGCGCAGCAAAGAAAGCAGCCCUCUUUUGGAUAAUCAUGGCAGCAGUGUGCUAAAUAAGGAAAAAUCUGGAUUCUCAAGUCCUGCAGCUAGUGCAAGAUCUCUGCGUCUGAAAAAAAAUGGUUCUGAUGUGGAUGUUAGGACUGAAAGUGUUGCAGGAAGUGAUGGUAAUAGUGGAAUUGAGCCGCUAGUGAACAAAGAAUGUAGAAUGGACUUGGGAAAUAAAGACAUCAAGGUACCCUCUGCUGACAGCAGUUUAGACUCGUCCAGCAGCGGUGCCAGAGUACACCGAACUAGGCAAAUCAGUGGAGAUGUGAGCCUCAAAGCACAAGUCAAAGAAAGCUCUUUCACCACAUUUUCGGAUAGUGUGAUAAACGAGGUGUGGGCCAAGGAAAGCAUGCCUAUGGAACAUCGUGGAAGUGUGCGACAGCCAAACACUGAGAUUAUUUCUCCAGCCAAAGCACUGCGAUCAGGAGUAACAAGGGUCAUGCCUGAAAGUGCAGGCUCCUCAUCAUCUCAGUUGCGCAAAGACAAGGUGGAGCAGGUGACCCCAGAAUUACUGAGGAAAGAUCGAGUGGACAUAGCACAGCUGCAGGCAGAGGUGCACUCAAGGAGGCUGACAGCUGCAUCGCAUGUACCUACCCCGACGGCACAGGUGCGCUCUCACCGCAGGAACACCGAGGCAUCAGGAGAACCCUUGAGAGCGAUGGUGCGACGGCGUCCUAAACCUUCGCUAAGCACCACCAUGCCCAUCACCAUGCCCAUUAUCAAGAAGCCUCGCACCACACUUUCACAUGUUCACCAGGUGGAGGUUAUCAGAGUGGAGCCUGUGGUGCCAGCUCAGAGCAAUGCUCGCCGCACCCGCUCACAUGAUCGUGACCCUUCACCCCAUACAGUGCACACGCGUAUCUCUGCAGAAGAAUACCAAGCCUCAUCAUCGAAGAAAGCUGCAGUAAAGACGACUGACCAGAAAUGGCUCAUGAAUCGCUGCAUUGCACCUUCAUCUCGCAAGGGAGUGCCUGAGCAGCGGUUCCCAUUUGCAUUCAAGCUGGCUCGUGGCCGAACUCAGACUAAAUAAGCCCUUGGCCCUGCCAUAUUCUGUUCUGUAGGAUGUGAUUAUAAAUGAGUUUCAAAACUUUAUUAUGCAUUCAGACAUUGUAGAUGAUGUUCAGUACAUCACAUGCAAAAUGCAAGAGUGCGGUUGAAUGUUUAAAGAAAGUCUUCAUGUUUCUGUCUCAGUGGGGUCUUGACUUCAUUUCUAGUAUAUUUUAUAAAUUCUAGUAAACUUAAGGUGCUGAAAGAACAUUUCAUUCCACAUCCACACAUUAUGCUUUACUGUGUAGUUAAGAACAGCAACUCUCUGUCUUGGAUGGACAUCAAGAUCAGAAAUGCUGCAACAAUAUAGUUUUGUGCAGCAAAAGUUAAUUAAGACCAAAAAAAAAGUUAUUCUAUGUUGAUGCCCAAAAUGUUUAUAGUGUCUUCAUUAUUUCUUGGUGCCUUGGUCUAUCUUGAAAACAAGUGUUUAUUGAAAUAGUUUAUAUAAAAUAGGUUGGCAUUGUUCGUAAAUACUUUCACAAUCAUAAUUUUAGUUUGCCAAUUAAUAAAGCAAGAAACCUACUAAUUAAUGAGUAAAAGAAAUGAAUCAAAUGAUUACUUUGCUGACUUAAUACUGAUGACAGCUUUGCGUUAUUUCUGGUAUUACAUAAAACUUUCAACAUAGAACGUGUAGUUCCACUACAGACUAAAUGUUUUAAUGAUUUGACUGUUUUCAGUUGGGGUGUUAUUGACACAACAUACCUACACUUCAUUGCAUAAGCAUUAGAAUACUAAAAGACUAUGUAUAAUCAUUGCCAUUAGUAUAUUUUGUCAAUAGAUAUAUUUGAUGGCUUAAGUUUCAGAGGCUGAGUAAGCCAUUGGGCCACUUUCAUGUUUUGAAACAUGUUUUUUGUUUUGUUGCAAACCUCCCAGUCACCCCUUUUCAACACAAAGAAAUAUUAUGUACUCAUUUCUGUGUGCAGUAGGUAAAUGGAACAAAAGUGUUCAAAGCAUCACAGAUACUUCAUGAUGUGCAUGUGCUGGCAUGUGUAUACGAUGUGCAUGCUUGCAGAAAUUGCAUUUGCAUAUCUAUGUAUAAAUUUUUUCCUGCACUUAUAUGUAUAUUACAGGCAUUAAAACCUCCUUGUUUCAUAUUUUAUGCACUCUUCAAAGCAAACGUAUGCAUAAAGUGUAAAAUAUUUCCCUAUUUGAUUUGUGUCUUUUUUUUAUAUAUUAUUUAAGGCUAUUUUGCCUUGAAAUUAGACAUUCCUUUUCUCGCUUUGUAAAAUACAGUCAAGGCAGUAAUUCAUCUUCUAGUUCUUAAUUUUAUCUUAAUCUAAGUUUCAUCAUUUACAUUUUUCUACCACAGCCACCUUAGCCAUCUCUUAGUUAAGGCUGAAUCCUGGAAAGCAUAGAUAGUCAACAACAUAGUGUCAUGCUAACUUUCCGGGUGAGCACACACUUGAGUUGUCAUUUGCGGAUUAAGAGCUUGCUUUACGAGGACACACUCAUGGAGUUUCUGUUUGGAAAGGGUUUCUAAAUGAAAGUUGUUCCUCUUACAUGCCAUUAGCAGUGUAGGCUUGAAAUAGAUUUAAACCAUUCUUAACCCAGCUUCUCAGCCAUGAUAGUCUUCAUUUAGUCCCCUUUCUUCUUUUAUGAUAUUUGUGUAGUGUCUAUUUUUCUGAAGACUUUUAUCAAAUAAAUUGACAAAAUAAGUUAUGUACAUACUUGCAAAAUUCAAAUCUCCAUUUUUCUCUAUUUAUAGAAAAUGCUAUGGGAUGAGGGUGACUGUUAAGAUUUGAACGUUAUCUCUGCCCUCAUGGGGCUUUUGGUCACACCACAUUAACGUGAUAGUAGUUGGAAUUGUGCGGAAUAUAGCCUAGGUCAAGCGGGUUACAGAAUAUGCUAUUUCAUGGGAACAAAAAUGUUCAGUUUGGACGUGCAAAAAGAAAUAGAUCUGAUAGCUUUGAAUGUAGAAAUGCAGAUGCAUUUUGAGUGUUUUUAUAUCCUUUCUGCACCUAUGGGGUCAAGAGAGGAUGUAAUUUUAGUUUUUUUCCCCCAUUGCCAUAUUCUGCUUCAUGUUACCAUCAGUUCUUUUGCAUCCCUUCUUAAACUAUUUUAUAUAAUCGCAUACCUACUACCAGCACCCUUAUUUGUAUUUAAUCCCUUUAAGCAAUUGAGUCAACACAAAUAUGCAAAUGCUGAAAGGGCCUUGUUUGAAAUUCAGAACUAGCAAUAACUAUGGUCAGACUUUUGGAAAAUGUUCAUCUUUUUGUUUAAAUGCACCUGUGAAUUGCAGAACCAGUAUUCUUGGACAUAAUAGCCAAGAGAAUUUUCCUUUUUUUGGUAUUUAUUCGCAGGUAUGCCUUACCCUGAUUUGUUCAAUCUUUAUUUUGUCACAGCAAGUUUAUUUUCCUUUAGUAUGUUACUGAAACUUUGUGUCAUUGCUAUCACCCUGUACAUAGUUUAACCUGUUGAAUUCAAAAAAUGAAGCCCCAACAGAUGUAAGUAAUGUUUUUAUAACUUUUGCUUUUUUUUUUUUCCUUCAUUUUCCUGGUAGUUAGGAAAUUUAAAACUUUUCUUUAGCCCCAAGUAUGGAUGUUUAUUGUUAGUACCCAGUGUCUGUGUGGAUGUGCAUGCUCUUGUGUACUUGCAUAAAAGAGAAAAGGACUCACUUGGUGGGAUGUCAUGUGUAAGAAUACUUUAAAUGGCAAGAGCACCUACUAAAAGUGCCAUUAGUCUUGUGUGACAGUUCCCUACACUGGCAAACAAAACAUUGGUCACUGCUGUUUUCUCUUCAAACCUUAUUAUCCAUUGUACAGUCAUAUCCAGGAUUACCUUCUUAUCUUUUACACUAAAAUGUACAAGACAGCUAAAAUAGUUAAAUGUCAUUUGACGAACUUAGGAUGAGUAAUUUUUUGCCAACACAAAAUAGGUGGAAUUUUAGUAAGAUCCAGAAAUAGAUGCAUAUUAUCUAGGACACUAUUCUCCAAUGGUAUGUACAUAACUUUCUUACCUAUUUGGCAUUUUUAAAGCAGAAAUCACAAGUACACCAACUUGAACAAAAUAUGUGCAUCAAAAGAUAAGCACUGUACAAAAUGUUUCAGAUGUAUAAAAAUGCAGUUACUGUACCUUUCUUAGUAAUAGCCAGCUACAGACUUUGGGAAACACUUGCUGUAGGUGUUCAGUAUUCGUGGCAUGUUCAUUGUAUAGUUUUGAAGAUGUGUUUGGGAGUGGGGGGAGGUGGGAGAGAAGAAAAUUAAACCUGCUGACAUUUAUUUAUUUGAACCAUGAACAUUUCCUACUUUUCAAAAUGUUUCUUUAAGGAGUAGCUUGUUAUCAUAAUUUAAGCUCUUAUAAUUUGCUGAAGCAUAAGUGAAGAUGGCCUACAAAUCUGUUUUCAUCAAUGGACGCACUUGGUUUUCCAAUGAUUUCAAGAAUGACUGCACUGGAAGACAGUAUUUCAGGCUUUAGUUCUGCAGUGUUGUUCUGAAGGGUGAUCUUGUCGGAUGCAUUUAUGUUUACCCCCCCUCCCCAUAAACUGUUAAUGCUGUUUAUAUGCAUGCCUGCAUCCUUUUAUGUCAUGGCCCCAAAUCAACAGUUUAUCCACAAUGUCAUCAACUUUGAGCAAGUACUGCAUAUUCUGGAAUGACCAUCAUAUUGCCUAGUCAGCUCUUCAGUGGACUUUCCAUGGCAGCUGGUAGAUUUGACAUACAUUUGAAGAGCAGGCUUAUGUUUACAUUUGUUAUGCGAGCAGGUUUAUUUGAAUGAAUGUGUUUUAUCUAUACAAGAACUUUAAACCCUUUUAAGUGUGACAGUGUUGUAAAAAUGGAUUUGCAUACUUUGCAAAACAGAUAAUAAAAUGCAUUAUAAGAUU
Messenger RNA from Pomacea canaliculata, 19331 nucleotides. RefSeq lists its product as uncharacterized. Gene Ontology annotation, molecular function: DNA binding; DNA-binding transcription factor activity, RNA polymerase II-specific. Gene Ontology annotation, cellular component: nucleus. Gene Ontology annotation, biological process: regulation of transcription by RNA polymerase II. The transcript is spliced from 8 exons. Lineage: Eukaryota; Metazoa; Mollusca; Gastropoda; Architaenioglossa; Ampullariidae. Bases 66 to 15497 code for a protein of 5143 amino acids. The record is from RefSeq and is a predicted model, not a curated record.